Lactuca sativa (garden lettuce) is the source of this 995-nucleotide messenger RNA. Its product is annotated as endochitinase EP3. The record is from RefSeq and is a predicted model, not a curated record. Gene Ontology annotation, biological process: carbohydrate metabolic process; chitin catabolic process; cell wall macromolecule catabolic process. Gene Ontology annotation, molecular function: chitinase activity; chitin binding. Lineage: Eukaryota; Viridiplantae; Streptophyta; Magnoliopsida; Asterales; Asteraceae.
UAGACGUCCACAAGCCACUAACUACAUCAUACAAACCAUUGAAACCACAAUGAAAACAGUCUCCCUCAUCCUCCUCCUCGCCGGAGUUCUUUCCGCCUGUAUCCUAACCACCACCGCCCAGAACUGUGGCUGUGCUCCGGGAUUAUGCUGUAGCCGAUUUGGUUUUUGCGGCAGUGACGAGGCAUACUGUGGCGCCGGAUGCCAAGAAGGAUCGUGCUUUGGGCCUCCUCCGACGAAUGACGUGUCGGUUGCUGAUAUUGUGACAGAUGCGUUCUUUGAUGGAAUCGUGGACCAAUCAGAUUCUAGUUGUGAAGGAAGACCGUUUUAUUCACGCGCCGCUUUCCUUGAAGCUGUUGGAAAUUAUCCGCAAUUUGGUAGAGUGGGUUCUGAAGAUGAUUCCAAACGGGAGAUAGCAGCUUUCUUCGCUCAUGUCACCCAUGAAACUGGACAUUUUUGCUACAUUGAAGAAAUAAACGGUCCUUCAAGAGAUUACUGUGACGAAGAUAAUACCCAAUACCCAUGUAACCCUAGCAAGGGUUACUAUGGUAGAGGUCCGAUUCAACUCUCAUGGAACUACAACUAUGGUCCAGCUGGGAGGAGCAUAGGGUUCGAUGGAGUAAACAACCCUGAAAUUGUGGCUACAGAUCCGGUCAUUGCCUUUCGAACUGCAUUGUGGUUUUGGAUGAACAAUGUUCAGUCAGUCUUAGGCCAAGGGUUUGGAGCGACAAUUAGAGCUAUAAAUGGAAUGGAAUGUGAUGGUGGGAAUCCGGACACUGUAAGUUCUCGUGUCCGGUAUUAUACUCAGUAUUGUGAUCAACUUGGUGUUGCACCAGGUGAUAAUCUGCGGUGUUAGAGUAUUUGACUUUGUGUUUUUAUUUCUUUAUAUAUUAUAUGAAUUACAUGUAUUGAUUUAGAUAUUUGAUACCACAAAGUUGUUCAGAAUGUGGCAUUUGUAUCUAUAUGUGCUACGUGAUAUGUUGAUAUAGAUCUUUAUA